CCAGGAAAUGUAAACAUGCACAGAUAAUUUUUCUCUAAUUUUCUAUAUUUGGUGCUUAUAGCUUAGUAUUUUUGCUGCACCAAAGUAUAAAUGGUAUUAGAAUAUAAUUUAAUAAUAUUUGUGCGCCUAUAUCAUCCGUAACUUCUGUAAUUUUGUUUUAUGCCACCGUAGUGAAGAUAGGCAGAAGCGUCGUCAAGCGCUGUAGAAUUUCAAGUCCGCUAAUGGCGGACGCUAAUAAUUUUGGAAGUUUCGUGAUUCUAUUGUUCUGUUUUUGAGAAAUUCAUUAAUUAUUAUAUACGGGAAUGAGUUUUGUUAUAAGUGUUCGCGUCCGCAGUGUUAUUUAUGUGCCUGUGAUAUGAAAUGUUUGGUGUGAACAUGACAAAAGCGCCCGCUAGAUAUGUAACCUUUUCCAUAACCUCGUUUACGCGAAUGGAGUAGAUAUGUGAUCGAUGUGUGUGCAACAGUGAACGAUUUUUCGUCAAAUUCGCGUUACAAUUAGUGCUAAGUUAUUCGGCAUUUUAGUGAUGGAAGUGUCCGCGUCGCGGUUUUGCAAUCCGACGCCCGUUUUCGAUGUAACGUAAGUGAGCCGGUCGAUCGCUAGAGCCAGUGUAAGCAGGAACGGCCGCCACCAGCCGAACAUGGCUGCGACGCAGGCCGAGUCCCAGCGAAGCGAUGCGAACGUAGAUCAGACUCCGUCGGAACAGCUUAGUGAAUCGCGGAACGUUCUGUUACAAAACGGCACCGACAAGUCCGCCGGGCGCGUUCCGCCCGAUGGCGUUGUGAACACAAAGAGCAAGGCGCCUAUGUCGGCCGAGCCGGGGCCGCCACGCGACGCUGCUGAGGCGCCGGGCCACGAGCGAGGCGGCGAGCGCCCGCUGCCCGACCAGUACGGCUCGUACCGUUACCCAGAGGGCGCAGAUCCUUAUUAUUCUCAGAGGCCCGGUUUUCCCGGCAAACCGCGGCCACCGCCGCAGCAGCGAUUCUUCCCCGGACAGGCGGUGACUCAGGCGCCAGGCCCGACUCCCACGCUGAAUUCCUUGCUUCAGUCGAGCGGCGCACCGCCGCACCGCUAUGCCAACAGCUACGACCAGCCGCCCGGGGGCUACGGGCCCGCGCCCGGCUGGCCGCCGCCUCGGCCCAUGCCACCCUAUAACCCUCAAGGAAGCCCAUAUAGAAAUUCAACCCCACCGCGCGGCUACGUGGGUCCACCGUACGGUCAAGGCGCUCCCGGCGGACCUCAGCAACCGCCGGGCGCAUAUGGUCCGCCGGGCUCCUACCCACCACGGUAUCCGCCCCCACCUGGUCCACCAGGCGCGCCCAAUUCGAGACCGCCCUUCUCGCCACAUCAGGGGUACGAACGAGGCGGGUCCCCGCAGCCGCCGACGCACCCGCCGGGCGCGCCCAGUCCCGGCUCGGCGCAGAGCGCGCCCGGCGGCAUCUCGCCCACACAGGACACCCAGCACCCGCCGCACUUGCCGCCCGGCGCGCAGCCUCCGCACCAGGGCUACCCUCCACCUCCUAGGCCCGCCCAGCCGUCCACACCAAAUGCUCACGAUCAAGAUGCGGAUCUGACCGGUCAAAAUAGCAAUGACUCGGGCGGCAGCGGCGGCGCGGGUCGCGCUACCACGCCGCACUUGAGGCCCACGCCGAGCCCCACCGGCUCGAGCGGUUCACGAUCCAUGUCACCGGCUGUCGGUACCCAGAACGUACCGAUGCCACCGCGGCCGUCGUCGUCCCUGUCCGACGGCAGCGGGCCCACCGUGCCGGGCAGGCCGGGCACGGGUGCCACGGGCGGCGCCGGGCCUCCGCCCUCGGGCGCGCCUCCACCCGGCGCCAUGUUGCCGCAGCCCUACCCUCAUCACAGCCCGUACAAGCCGGCGCCUUACCCGCCGCAGUCCUACGCGUAUCCGCCGCGCAACCACCAUCCCUACCCCUACGGCGGCUACAGGCCGACGCCGCCGCCGCACCCCUCGCAGCACUACCCACCAAUAAAGCAAGCUGGCCGGCACAUGGGUCCGCCCGGCGAGGCGAUGCCGCCGCCCACAGCGCCGGGCGAGGCGCACGACAACGGGCCCGCGGCGCCCGCCACUGCGCUGGUCACCACCGGACCCGACGGCACACCGUUGGACGAAGGCAGCCAGCAGAGCACGCUUAGUAACGCAUCGGCUGCUUCGGGCGAGGAGCCUUGCGGCACGCCGAAGAGUUCGCGCAAGGACUACGGGCCGGGCAGCGCGGCGCCAUCGCCGUCACCCGGCGGCGCCUCACAUUCGUCCGCGCAUGAUGACUAUGACGCCACGCCCUCACCAUGGCCGCGCCCGCCCUCUAGUCCCGUGUUUAACAGUCACAUACCGCCGGAGUCCUACAGAUCAAAGAAGUCGGACUCGUUGGGCAAGCUGUACGAGAUGGACGACGCGCCGGAGCGACGCAGCUGGGUGGAGAGGCUACUGGCCUUCAUGGAGGACCGGCGCACGCCCAUCGCCGCCUGCCCGACCAUCUCCAAACAGCCGUUGGACCUAUACCGGCUCUACCUGCUGGUGCGCGACCGCGGUGGAUUCGUCGAGGUCACGAAAAACAAAACGUGGAAGGACAUAGCUGGUUUACUCGGUAUCGGUGCGUCGUCGUCGGCGGCGUACACGUUACGGAAGCACUACACGAAGAAUCUUUUGGCCUACGAGUGCCACUUCGACCGGGGAGGGAUCGACCCGCAGCCGAUCAUAAACCAGGUAGAAGCAUCAACGAAGAAGAAGAGCGGGAAAUCGAAUAGUACGUCUAAUGCAGGGUCAUCAAAUUCGCAAGAGCAGUUCGUUGCGGGCGGUGCGGUUCAGGGCGGUGCGCCCAUGGACGGCUACCCCGCGCACUACGCGCCCUACCCCCCGCAGCCCAACCAGCCGCAAGGCGGCGGGCCAGGCGGCGACAACCUCGCCGCCUCCAACCCUUUCGACGAGCCGCCGGGGCCCAGGCGACCCCCAGGCUACCAGCAAGGUUACGGGUAUGAAUACGGUCCCUCCUAUCCCGCGAAUAGGCCGGUUUAUCCGCCUUAUGGCCCCGAAGGAGAUCGGGGCUACGCGUCGGGCGGCGAGUACCGGUACGGCGGCUACGGCGGGUACCGGGCGGGAGCGCCGCCCGCUCCCCCCGCUCCCCCUGGCGGAGCGCAGUCCCCUGCGGCGGCGCCCGCACCUCCUGCCUCGCCCGCGCAACCUUACCCCGACUACUACCGCGCGCCGCACCCGCACCACCCGCAUCCGCACCCGCAACACCCACCUCCGCACCCGCCGCACUCGCCGCAACAGCCACACGAGAUGUCCGGCGGGGCCGCGUGCGGCGCGGGCAUUAUGGGUUCGCAGCUCGCACGGCAGCUGGUCGCGCCGCUGCCGUCGCCCGUCCGCCCCUACUACGACGUGAAGGGAGGCGCGGGAGCCGGCGCAGCCAACGCAGCGGCGGCGGGAGUCCCGCGGAGGCAUCCCGACUUCGCGAAAGCGGAGGCCGGCUUCCCGCCCAACGCGGGCGCGGCGGGCGGCGCGCCCACGAGGUUCGCGGGCGGCGCGUGGGGCGGCGCCUUCCCGCGCGCCGCGCCCGCGCCCGCCUGGCGCCCGCCCGCGCCGCUGCCGCACGCGCCGCUGCACCACCAGCCGCCCUGGCCGCCGCAGCAGCACCCGCACCAGCCCUACCACCCGCCGGGUGCAACGCCCAGCGUGGCUCAAAUAAAAAGAGAAUUAACGUUUCCCCCGGAAUGCGUGGAAGCGACCGUUCCCGCUACAGAGAAGCGACGGCGGCUUACGAAAGCUGACGUGGCGCCCGUCGACGCCUGGCGAAUAAUGAUGGCGCUCAAAUCCGGCCUGCUGGCCGAGACCUGCUGGGCGCUAGACAUCCUAAACAUAUUGCUGUUCGACGACAACUGCAUAGGAUACUUCGGCUUGCAACACAUGCCGGGCCUGCUCGACCUCCUAUUAGAACAUUUCCAAAAGAGCCUCGCGGACGUUUUCGACGCGCCGGCCACAGAGAGCGAACCCUGGUACGCGCCGCCGUCUAGCCCCGAACCCGUAGCGAAAGCGAAGCGGAGAGUGGAGCCCCCCGAUCCUGCCGAUCGGGUCCAAUUGAUGACAUGCGAAAACUUCACGCUCGAGUCGCGGCGGCGGGUGCCCGUGACGCUGGCGGCGCGCCCCGACGACGAGCUGUUCGCGCCCGACGACGACGAGCCCGGCCGCGACGUAGGCGACGUGACGGAGCCCUGGCAGCUCAGCGGCGACUCGGCCGCGCACGUCAUCCCCUGCCCGCGCGGCGAGCUCGUGCACCUGCCCUUCGUGCGCGUGCUGCCCGGCACGCGGCCGCCGUCGCCCGCCGCGCCUCCCGCCGCGCCGUCGCCGCGCGCGCCGCCCUCGCCCGGCGGCGACAACCUGGAGGCCGAGCCCAUGGAGCUGGAGCCCGAGCGGCGGCCCGCGCUGCAGGUGCGCGACCCGGCCGGCGUGCUGAAGCGCCGCCGCCUCGAGGACUACGAGGACGAGUGCUACACGCGCGACGAGCCCAGCCUCAACCUCGUAAGCGAGUCGCGCGACGCGCUGGCCAAGCGCUGCGUGGCACUGUCCAACAUCCUGCGCGGUCUCACAUUUGUGCCGGGCAACGAGGCGGAGUUCUCGCGCUCGGGCGCCUUCCUGGCGCUGGCCGGCAAGCUGCUGCUGCUGCACCACGAGCACGCGCCGCGGGCGGCGCGCGCGCGGGCCUACGAGCGCGCGGCGCGCGACGAGGCGGACGCCGAGCUGUGCUGCUCAAGUCUGCGUGGCGCGGCCGAGUGGUGGUGGGACGCGCUGGCGGCGCUGCGCGAGGACGCGCUGGUGUGCUGCGCUAACAUCGCGGGCAGCGUGGAGCUGGCGGGGCAGCCCGAGGCCGUGGCGCGCCCGCUGCUGGACGGCCUGCUGCACUGGGCCGUGUGCCCGGCCGCCGUGGCGGGCGACGCGCCGCCGGGCGCGGGCGCGGCCAGCCCGCUGUCGCCGCGCCGCCUGGCGCUGGAGGCGCUGUGCAAGCUGUGCGUGACGGACGCCAACGUGGACCUGGUGCUGGCCACGCCGCCGCGCGGGCGGCUGGCGGCGCUGUGCGCGGGGCUGGCGCGCGACCUGUGCCGGCCCGAGCGGCCCGUGGUGCGCGAGUUCGCCGUGAACCUGCUGCACUACCUGGCGGGCGCGGGCGGCGCGGCGGCGCGCGCGGUGGCGCUGCACGCGCCGGCCGUGGCGCAGCUGGUGGCCUUCAUCGAGCGCGCCGAACAGACGGCGCUGGGCGUGGCCAACCAGCACGGCGUGGCGGCGCUGCGCGACAACCCCGACGCCAUGGGUACGUCGCUGGACAUGCUGCGGCGCGCGGCCGCCACGCUGCUGCGCCUGGCCGAGCGCGCGGAGAACCGGCCGCUGCUGCGGCGCCACGAGCGGCGCCUGCUGUCGCUGGUCAUGUCGCAGAUCCUGGACCAGAAGGUGGCGCACGAGCUGGCCGACGUGCUGUGGCACGUGAGCCAGCCCGGCGACCAGUGACGCGGGCCGCGGGCCACAGACUGACUACCGCUGGGUACGUGUACAUAUAGUGAUACGGCGCGCCCGCGGCCCGCCCCCUGUACAAUCUGAUUUGUUAUUUAUGUCCACGAUGAUUUGUUUACGAGAAUGUCAAUGUGCUAUAAUCGAUUUCUAUUGUUCGAUUGAGAAACAGAUGUAUUAUAACUCGUAAUUUUGAUUUUUAUAAUAAAAUGGGACUUGAAUCUGUUUAUUGGUUUUAUGAUGGAGAUUUUAUACCGAGUACCUUAGCGCCUUGUCCGCGAGAGGACGGAGCGACGAGUGAGGAGCUUAUGUGGGCUAUAAGUUUUAAUUAAGUUUAAUGUGAAUUAUUACAAUAAUCUAUAAUAUAUUGAAAUUGAAUCUGA
Molecule: messenger RNA, 5899 nt
Organism: Pararge aegeria (speckled wood butterfly)
Lineage: Eukaryota; Metazoa; Arthropoda; Insecta; Lepidoptera; Nymphalidae
Gene: osa
Product: trithorax group protein osa-like
Exons: 18
Coding region: 639-5516 (1625 amino acids)
Biological process (GO): positive regulation of DNA-templated transcription; chromatin remodeling; regulation of transcription by RNA polymerase II
Cellular component (GO): SWI/SNF complex; nBAF complex; nucleoplasm
Molecular function (GO): nucleosome binding; DNA binding
Source: RefSeq, a predicted model, not a curated record